CAUUCCACCAGCGCAGCUUUUGACGCUCUCAAACGUCUGUGUUAUGAGACGUGUUUUGUAAGGCUAAACAUUUGUUUGCCAAUCGGGCGGGUUACACAAGCUGUUCACUGGCAGAGGUGACACUUCAACUUAUUUAAAUAAAGAAGGAAAAACUGCUGGUGCCUGGUCAACGCACGCUAGCUGUCACAUAAUGUUUCCAGCUAGCAGGUAUUCAGCUAAAGCCCACAGGUGUAUCAGGGCAUUGAAGACAGUCCAAAUAGAGCAUGCUGCCCCUCAGCAGUACACAACACUAAACAAAAGGACAUGUUCUUCAGUGUCAACACCCCGCAUCACCACACACUACACUAUCCAUUCUCGGGACAAGGAUUCAAGAUGGGAAGGGAUCGAAAUGGAGAGGUUUGCAGACGAGGCUGAUGUGGUGAUCGUAGGCGGGGGCCCUGCCGGACUUUCUGCAGCCAUUCGUCUGAAGCAGCUAGCCAAUGAACAGGAGAAGGAGCUGCGAGUGUGCCUUGUGGAGAAAGCCUCUCAGAUCGGGGCACACACCCUCUCAGGAGCCUGUCUGGAGCCCUCCGCCCUCACUGAACUCAUUCCUGAUUGGAAGGAACGAGGGGCACCGCUGAACACUCCAGUGACAGAAGAUGUGUUCAGCAUUUUAACGGAGAAACACAGAAUCCCUAUCCCCAUUUUGCCAGGUCUGCCCAUGGUGAAUCAUGGGAACUACAUUGUGAGGCUGGGGAACUUUGUGCGCUGGCUGGGGGAGCAGGCGGAGGAGCUGGGGGUGGAGAUUUACCCUGGAUACGCUGCUUCGGAGGUUUUGUUUCACGAGGAUGGAAGUGUGAAAGGAAUCGCCACCAAUGAUGUGGGCAUCGCCAAAGACGGCUCACCAAAGGAUGUGUUUGAGAGAGGAAUGGAGCUCCACGCUAAAGUAACGUUGUUUGGAGAGGGCUGUCACGGCCACUUGGCCAAACAGCUCUACAAGCAAUUCAACCUGCGUGAGAACUGUGAACCUCAGACCUACGCUAUCGGCCUGAAAGAGGUGUGGACGAUCGAUGAGAAGAAGUGGAGGCCGGGUAGAGUGGAGCACUCUGUGGGUUGGCCCCUGAACAGAAACACAUACGGAGGGUCCUUCCUGUAUCACCUGAACGAAGGAGAGCCGCUGGUGGCGCUGGGCUUCGUGGUUGGUCUGGACUACACCAACCCUUACCUGAGCCCCUUCAGGGAGUUCCAGCGCUGGAAGCAUCACCACUCUGUCGCUCCCACGCUGGAGGGAGGCACCAGGAUCGCAUACGGAGCCAGGGCUCUAAACGAGGGAGGGUUACAGUCCAUCCCAAAGUUGACUUUCCCAGGAGGGCUGUUGAUGGGCUGCAGCCCCGGCUUCAUGAACGUCCCGAAGAUCAAAGGCACCCACACGGCCAUGAAAAGCGGCAUGCUGGCUGCUGAGGCCAUCUUCCCCAAAAUCACAGCAGAGAGCCCGGACUCUGAGACGGCAGGACUCCAUGUCCCGGAGUACGCUGAGAACUUGAAGAAGUCGUGGGUGUGGAAAGAGCUGUACGCAGUCAGAAACAUCCGGCCGUCCUUCCACAAUUACUUUGGUCUGUACGGAGGCAUGGUCUACACUGGGGUUUUCUACUGGAUCUUCAGAGGAAAGGAGCCGUGGACACUCAAACACGUUGGCCUCGACGCCCACCAGCUGAAACCAGCUAAGGAGUGUACACCCAUUGACUACCCCAAGCCCGACGGGAAGAUAAGCUUUGACCUGCUCUCUGUGGCCCUGAGUGGCACCAACCACGAGGGGGACCAGCCCGCCCACCUGACCCUGAAGAACGACAGCAUCCCGGUCGAGAGGAACCUCGCCAUUUACGACGGGCCCGAGCAGCGCUUCUGCCCCGCAGGUGUGUACGAGUAUGUUCCCCUGGAAACUGGAGAUGGGAUGAGGUUGCAGAUCAACGCUCAGAACUGCGUCCACUGCAAGACGUGUGACAUCAAGGACCCGAGCCAGAACAUCAACUGGGUGGUGCCCGAGGGCGGCGGAGGACCGGCCUACAACGGAAUGUGAACAUCUUGUGUUUUUUUACCUUUUUUUUGUCUAGAGAAUAGAUGACUGUAAAGUAUCAUUCAGGGCUGCAUUCAGGCAAAUGUGCCUACUUAUGGAACAGAGUGAAUACAUAGCUGGCUUUAAAAGGUGUAAAGAAUAAAAUCUGCAAAAAAGCAAGGAUAUUAGUAAUAUCACUACCUUUUUGUCCUAGAAAUCUUUAAUGUACGCGGUGGCAUAUUCAGUUUAAAAUGUGGCACAUGGGUUGUGAUAUCCAUACAAUCUACAGGACCAUUAAAUUGAGCUUUAAUCCCAAUUUGCAGAAUCUCCAUCACUAAUAAAACUACAACAUGGGCAUUUAAAGUAGGUUUAAAAUAAAGUGGAUCUUUGUGUUUUAUAAAAGGUACCUAACAAGCUGUAAUACAUAAUAUAUUUCCUCCUAAAUCACUGUAAAUCAACACGCAGCUCAGAUUCAGGUUUAUUCAGCAUUUAUUCCAGGAAUAUUUGGACAGCAUUUGAUCGAUCUGCACAGUAUUGUACAUAAAAUCAUCAGAUGAUAAUCACAGUAACGAAUAAAGAACUCUACUGUU
This is a messenger RNA of Eleginops maclovinus (Patagonian blennie), 2622 nucleotides long. It is a transcript of the gene etfdh, whose product is annotated as electron transfer flavoprotein dehydrogenase. Gene Ontology annotation, molecular function: iron-sulfur cluster binding; electron-transferring-flavoprotein dehydrogenase activity. Gene Ontology annotation, biological process: electron transport chain. Gene Ontology annotation, cellular component: mitochondrial inner membrane. NCBI's taxonomy places the organism in Eukaryota, Metazoa, Chordata, Actinopteri, Perciformes, Eleginopidae. The record is from RefSeq and is a predicted model, not a curated record.